Messenger RNA from Williopsis jadinii, 1688 nucleotides. RefSeq lists its product as uncharacterized. The coding region runs from base 101 to 1642 and encodes 513 amino acids. The record is from RefSeq and is a predicted model, not a curated record. Lineage: Eukaryota; Fungi; Ascomycota; Saccharomycetes; Phaffomycetales; Wickerhamomycetaceae. The transcript has a single exon.
ACAAAAUCAAGUAGUUUAGUCCAUUAUUUGGAGGAAAUACUCAAUAGCUCUCAUCAAUACACUCAACUACCAACCACUCAACGCUCGUAAACUUGCUCCAAUGAGACUGCUCUUGCUGUUCUGUGCCUUUGCACAGUUUGCUCAAAGCAUAGUCAUUUCAAAUGACUAUUUCGGGGAGCUGGAUGAGUCCAAAUCACCAGCUUCUCCAUUCACUAUAGAACUCAGAGAUGAAUUGCAAUCGAUGGGAGUGCUAGCUGGCUAUGAGGCCAGGGAGUACCAGGAGUUGGACGACGUGUUCCUAAUACCAAGAAGCCAUAUCACUGAAAGGGUAUUGAACCGCCUAGGGUUCAAGGAUUUGGUGAAGUACUCCAAAAAGUUCAAGUUCAGCAAUACGCUGUUCCCAUCACACUUGGAUAUCAUAAUACCGGAACAGACGGUGCCAUACUUUGUGUUCAAUACCUCUGAUUCCAUCAACGUCCCCAAGUCUCAAUCAAGAUCGGAAUAUGCCACAUUCCUUGAGAAUUCAUCUCCAUUUACACUCCCACUCCACUCUGUAUUGUUGGACUAUAUGCUCGUAUUGCCCAUCCCAACGGAUUUCAAUCCGAAGUCCCUGAUGAAGGAUAUAAUAUCCGUCUCAAGACAGCACUUGCCCAUGUUUGUGCAUGCCAUCCAAGACACCACUCCGCUGAUUGUAUUUAUGUUCAAGAGUGGGUUGGAUAACACCGAUGCUCAACGCUAUGGUGAUUCUCCCAUACUUGGAGCACACCGGUACGGGCUAGAUAAGUCUCAGGAUAUGUUCUUCGAUCAGUUUGCAAAGACAUGGAGUGAAGAUAUCGCCUUUGCGGAUUUACUCCACGGUGUGUUUUGUACUGUAAACCCUGCAAUAAAGAGAUAUGGCUACUGCUUGAAGAUAAAAGAUGACAUGAGCAGCUUAGCCUUAUUCCCACUGUUUGAGCAUUCGCAGCGAGCUCUUGGAGGGAGCCACAACACUGAUGAACCAUCCCAGUCCACCAGUAACAACCUUGAAGAGUUGGUCAUUCCCUUGAGCAUCAUCAAGGAGAAUAAAGCGGGUCUCUCCGAGACGUAUAGCCCGAGAAGGACUGUGAAGACACAAUCCACCGUCAAAACACCAUUGACCACCUUAACGAGGCGAUCAUUGAGCGAGCUCGACUACAACGACAGAGGAGAGGUCAACAGUGCCAAAAUUGAAAUCAUUGGACAGAAGUUGGAGGACCGUCGUCGCACAAAGCAGUUGAAAGACAAGGGAAUCAAGGAGAAUGCAAAGACGUACGUUCGUUCCAAGCUUUCAAAGGCAAAAUCCGAUAAGAAGGCAUCCAGUGAUGGCGACAGUAGAGGCAUCCGUUAUAGCAUAAUCAGAACCAAACCAUCGUCGCAGAGAAAGCCCAGAGUGUCACACGAAGACAUGGCCCUGGAGGCUCAUGUUGAUCUCUGGACACAACAGCCAGAUCAACACCGUCAGGACUCCAAACAAGUUGUCAAGGUUCAAUCUUCAGCAACUUCUCACAGAAACAGCACCAGAACUGAAGAGGCCGAAGCAACUGAGGAGUGUGAGCCAAUCACCUGGUUCAACGUCUUCCAUCACAGUGUUUUCGGUAAAACAAAGUUCUGCGGUGUAGUAUAGGGAGAAUUCAUAUCAUAGUGCUUUUAUCUCCGGUAGGUUCGUGUAA